AUGAACAUUAAUAACUAAUUACUAAAGAUUGUACAAGAUAUUCAACUAGCAAUCAAGAGUGAUUUCGAUCUCAAACCCAAUGUGGAUGAAUUGAUCAAAAUAUUGAGAUAACAAGUGACCAUUCUAAUUGAGUUGGUGCAACAACAAAAGAGUGUCGAGUAUGAUUAAUUGGAGUAGGCAGUUCAGAAAGCUGAAGCUGAAAUUCGAAACCAUGUUAGAGUAAUUAUGCAAUUCUAACCAAUUUAGGUAGAACAGUAAAUGAAGUUAUAUUCAGACAGUCUCCAAGAGAAGAUCGAUUAAUUAGAGAGGGAAAAAUAAGAAUUACUCGACAAAAAUAAGACCCUACUUCAAAGCCAGGAACGAAAGAUCUCCUCAUAGAAUGCUACCAGAGAAUCGAGUCCCAGUUUAUUCAAGAAGUCCUACAUAUUAGGCAAUCAGGUGUACAAUAGAUAAUAGGCCACUUCACAGGAUAACUGUGCAUCAGUCAUACAAAAUUGUGAUAGUCAUUAAACCAGGGACAAGCGAAGUUCUGGCACUCAACAUUCAUAUAUCAUGAUGAAAAACAUUCGAGAAAAAAUCAAUAUGAAUGCCUCUUAGGAAAAGGUUAAUGACAAGAGUUCCACCAUUCUCAAAUCUCAAAACAGCUCUGCACUUAUUAAGAUGUUUAACAUAUAGAAAUUGAUCAUUAAAAAUCAAUAGGAUCAACAUUUGCAGUAAUUAAAAAAUAAGACUUUGAAUCAGAUUCUGGAUGAUUCACAAGCUACAAAAAAGAAACCUUGA
Molecule: messenger RNA, 780 nt
Organism: Paramecium tetraurelia
Lineage: Eukaryota; Ciliophora; Oligohymenophorea; Peniculida; Parameciidae
Exons: 5
Source: RefSeq, a predicted model, not a curated record